Miniopterus natalensis is the source of this 933-nucleotide messenger RNA. It is a transcript of the gene OR4D5, whose product is annotated as olfactory receptor family 4 subfamily D member 5. Gene Ontology annotation, biological process: G protein-coupled receptor signaling pathway. NCBI's taxonomy places the organism in Eukaryota, Metazoa, Chordata, Mammalia, Chiroptera, Miniopteridae. Gene Ontology annotation, cellular component: membrane. Gene Ontology annotation, molecular function: G protein-coupled receptor activity; olfactory receptor activity. The record is from RefSeq and is a predicted model, not a curated record.
AUGAAUCCAGAAAAUUAUCCUCAGGUGACAGGAUUUGCUCUCUUGGGGCUCUCUUAGGUAAGAGAAAUUUGGUUCGUCUUCUUUGUUGUCUUUUCUGUUGUGUAUUUCAUGACUGUAACUGGAAAUCUCAUUGUGGCCAUAGUGACCUCUUACCCAUACCUGGACACAACCAUGUACUUUCUCUUGGGAAAUCUUUCUUUCCUGGGCUUUUGCUACUGUUUCAUUAUGGCACCUAAAAUGUUGGCUGAUUUGCUCUCAGGCAACCUCAUCAUUUCCUUUGUUGGCUGCCUGACUCAACUCUUCUUCCAUUUCAUUGAAAGCAUUAAGAUCUUCCUGUUGAGUUUCAUGGCAUAUGACCACUAUGUUGCCAUUUCCCAGCCCCUGCACUACACACUUAUUAUGAAUAGAGUGAUCUGUGGGCUCCUCAUGGCAGCUUCCUGGUUGGGGAGCUUCAUCCACUCCAUUGUAGAGGGUGAAAUGACUAUUCAGCUACCAUUCUGUGGGCGGGACAAACUGGACUUUUACUGUGAUUUGCCUCAGCUGAUCAAAUUGGCCUGCACAGAUAUCUUUGUCUUAGAGCUUCCGAUGGUGUCUAACAAUGGCUUGGUGACCCUGACGUGUCUCCUGGUGCUCCUGGGAUACUACAUAGCACUGCUAGUCAUGCUCCAAAGCCACUCAUGGGAGGGUCUCAGGAAAGCCCUAUCCACCUGUGCCUCCCAUAUUGCUGUGGUGACCUUAAUCUUUCUGCCUUGCAUCUACAUCUAUGCAAGGCCAUUUAGUAUAUUCCUCAUGGAUAAGGUGGUUUCUGUGCUAUCCACAGAAUGGUCACCCAUGCUGAAUCCUGCUAUCUAUAUCCUGAGAAACAAAGACAUGACUAUGGCCAUGGAGAAGCUGAGGAAGCAAAAGAACCUUCUGGGUCCACUGGAGCUCUGA